This is a messenger RNA of Teleopsis dalmanni, 1662 nucleotides long. RefSeq lists its product as uncharacterized. The record is from RefSeq and is a predicted model, not a curated record. Lineage: Eukaryota; Metazoa; Arthropoda; Insecta; Diptera; Diopsidae. The coding region runs from base 1 to 1662 and encodes 553 amino acids. The transcript is spliced from 3 exons.
AUGGCUGUGAACGGACAUCAACGUUCUAACUGCCCAUCAACUUAUAGAUGUAAGAUUUGUUCAGAUCAACAUCACACCUUGUUACAUCGUAGCAACACCAUCAAUGCUACAACACCUUUCAACUCAGUUCAUCCUACUCCACAGUCAUCAAUGGUGUCAGCUGUAGCUACUACUUCUAGAGAUACUGUGACACAUACACAUUUAGAGAAGUCAUCGACAAGUAAUGUCAUCUUAGCUACAGCGCUAGUUCUAAUACAGGAUGCAUCUGGAUGCUAUCAAUUGGGUAGGGCGUUACUAGAUUCGUGUUCACAGGUGAACUUCAUCACUAAUGAUUUCGCUCAAAAACUUCGCAUACCCAUGGCCAAGCAUAAUAUUGAAAUUAACAGCAUCGGAAAUUCAUCGACAAGAAUCACAUCAAAGGUAUCAACUACUAUCAAAUCUCGAUUCACGGCUUUUCAACUUCCAUUGACAUUCUGUAUAACAUCACAUAUUGCGUAUCAACCAGAUUCUGAAAUAAACAUCUCAACUUGGAACGUACCACCAAAUAUUAACCUUGCUGACGAACAAUUUUACAAAUCAACCCGUAUUGAUUUACUGCUUGGCACUGAAAGCUUUUUUAGUGUCCUGUCAGUAGGCCAGAUUAAACUUGGAUUAGGAUUACCAACGUUACAGAAAACUAUUUUGGGCUGGAUUGUUUCAGGUAGAUAUGAUGUUUCACAAUGCUUAGAACGUUUAUGGAAGCUAGAAGAAGUCUCGAUCACUCCACAUGCUUGGACUAGUGAACAACAAGUUUGUGAUCAUUUGUUUUCAGAAACAGUAUGCAGAACAGAUGCAGGUAGAGUUAUGGUAAGGUUGCCAUUUAAGGAUAGUCCUCAGUGUUUAGGCAGUUCAUACGGUACAGCGUUGCGUAGAUUUAUUGCACAAGAAAAUCGAUUGUCACGGUCGCCUGAGCUCAAAACGCAAUAUGUUGCCUUUAUGGAAGAAUAUCAAAACCUUGGUCACAUGAUUGAGGUAAAAGAUCCAAAUAUUGAUGAACCUCAUUAUUACAUUCCGCAUCAUUGCGUAUUGAAGCCAACCAGCACCUCGACGAAAUUAAGAGUCGUAUUCGACGCAUCAUGUCGAACCUCUUCUCAGAAAUCUCUCAAUGAUAUUUUGAUGAUUGGACCUACUCUGCAAACUGAAUUGUUCAUCCUCUUGUUACGUUUUCGCUUAUUUCGAUUCGCUCUUACUGCUGACAUAGUGAAGAUGUAUAAACAAAUUCUGAUUGAUCCUGAAGAUAGAAAAUUUCAGUACAUUCUUUGGAGAAGUUCACCAUCUACCAAUAUUCGUACUUUCCAGCUCAACACAGUUACAUAUGGAACAGCUGCUGCACCGUACCUUGCCAUUCGUUGCCUAUUGUAUAUAGCGCAUCAAUAUGUGGAUCAAUUCAAGAUUGCAGCUGAAGUAAUCAAAUCUUCGUUUUAUGUUGAUGACUUAUUGCAUGGUGCAGAUUCUCUUUCUGAGUUACAUCAAAUAAGAUACGAAUUGGAAGAGCUUCUAAAACAGGGAGGUUUCGAAUUAGCUAAAUGGCACUCAAAUCAUCAAGCUUUUAGAGAUGACACUACUAUCAAAGAUCUCAAUAUAGGUUCGGAUGUUAUUACCAGCACAUUGGGACUGAAAUAG